Molecule: messenger RNA, 3167 nt
Organism: Pecten maximus
Lineage: Eukaryota; Metazoa; Mollusca; Bivalvia; Pectinida; Pectinidae
Product: carbohydrate sulfotransferase 12-like
Biological process (GO): carbohydrate biosynthetic process
Cellular component (GO): membrane
Molecular function (GO): sulfotransferase activity
Source: RefSeq, a predicted model, not a curated record
AAAACUUACAAUGUCCAGAUAUAUACAUACAUUUUUUAUAUCAACAACAUUUAGCGAUGAUAAUUCGAUGUGUUUGAUGAAUCUGGUGGCAUCUGGUGAUACUGUCAGUGUCAAAUUUUCGGGAUAGAGUGAAAGAAAGCAGCAUCUGCAUGAAAGAGCAAGCAUCAAGGAAAAUGUUUAUGUAUAGAAUUAUCGCAUUUUUCAUAGUUCAUACAGUGAUUCCGGUAUAAUUAUUGGCGAGAAACAUUUAUAUUUGGUCAUUUAACACAUUUAAUCGAAAUAUAGAUUUUCUUGUAGAGGUCUGUAAUGUUCGUCCCUUACAUUACUCAAAACCUCUACGUAUCAUAUCUUUUGGUUAAUCCGGCAUCAUUUAAUGAUGAAAAGAGAUAUCAGGGAUCUAUCGUAUGGUUAAACAUGUGACAAUGGUUCGUUAAAAUCUUGUUGAAGGCCAACAGCCUCAAAGUAGUCUAAUAUUUUGUUUUUAUGCUAAGAGUUACAAAAAGAGAUAUAAAAUUUGUAAUACGUGUACUUCGAUAAAAACCUCCUGUAGAACGCAUUGAGUACUGAUUAAAGGGAUGUAACUCUUGUUAGAAGGUGCGUAUGACAACACGUAUUAUGCAUUAUUGCCUUGAGGCAAUAUGGAAAGACUGUAGUUGUCGAGGGAUUGCAUAGUGCCGGAGAGAUACAGACGAAGUACUAUUUCGUCCCGAAAAAGAAGGCAGCAUUUUUAGUAUAUAUAUUCAACUGAAUAUUUCACCACCGGAGAACCUGUCAGUUAAAGCCAUUUUCGCUACCGGCUUAAUCAUCACGUCAUUAUAAAGAUUAACGUUCAACGUCGCACAAAAGUUGCUCAGGAAAGAUGGUUAUCUCAUUGUACGCAUGUGUGCAUCGUCGGUAGCCCACGGCCCUGUCACUCAAGGAGAGAGACCGUGUGAUGAUUAGUACACUUUUCGUCGUUUGCCGAAAAAAUAUUUCUUUUUAAGUUUUGACUAAUCAGAAAACCGGUGGUUCGGGUUCAACUAUUCGGUAGACUCCACGGAUUAACUUUCGAUAGAGAAAGAACAGUUUUAGAUAUAUAAUUUUGAAAGACAUUGUCCUUAUUAUGAAAAACACUGUCGUUUUAUGAAAAACAAGAUGUUUAUUGACCAUUAAGUGUGCUGCCCCAUGACGGGGAUCCUCAAAAUAAGAUGGUCCGUGAUUUUCGGGACCAUGGUUACCGGCGCGUCAAUUGGACGUUUGCAUUCUGUCAUGCAAUUUACUAAAUAUAGCUCGUCAAGAGGCGACCAGUUCUAUUUAAAUAGCAUAAGUAUGUUUGUGACCAGUGGACAUACAACCCGUAAUGACAUGAAAUUACAAAAGUGGCUGAUAGAAAGACAAAACAAAGAGCAAUUUAACUCAAACGAACAAACUACGUCAUACAAUGCCGCUAUAUUGUACCGGGAGAUGGCAUGCAAUUAUUCCUUUGUCAUGUCAAUUCAUUGAAAUUCAUAAAGAUUCCCGGAAUUUGCCUCCAUCAUCAUAUGGCGGUUUUAAAUGACUAGAAAAACACUAUUUUGAUAUUGAUUUGUCAGUAUCCCGGAUUAUAAAAUGGGAUUAGGUUUUAAAAAUAUAAGUCGAUACAUAUGAACAGAAUUGCAAUUCUACAAUACAUAGCAGCUGUAACAUUUGUAUGUGAACCCCGAUUAUGCCGAUGGUAACAUAAGUGUUUAUGUAAAUGUCAAUGACACAUCAAAAUAACUGAAGAUAUACUGUUUGUCUAUGAAAUUUAUCAAGUCGAAAUGGUGAAAUGCCUUUUAAAAUAUCUCUAUGCUACAUGUAUUUCCAUAAUACUUUUGAUUGAGCUGAUUCUCAUCAAGGUCCUGCUAAUGGAUAGACCGGAAAACAACCUCAGUAAAGCAGAGAUAAGAGAUGGAACGAAAGUGGGACAUGUAUUGCAGAGUCGAAUAUUGGAAAUAUCCCCACAUGAAAAUAACUCCCUUCAUCCGGGUAUGAUAUACACAGCGAGAAGAGAACGAAUGCUAAAAGCAUGUGCCGCUCUCGGAACACGAUCGAACUCAACAAGCUACGUAAGAAAUAACGUAAUUAUCGAUCGGCCAUUGGGUAUCGCUUACUGCCCUGUGGAAAAGAUAGCUUCCACGUUCUGGAGACGAACUAUGAGGAUUGUGGUUGGUCAGUCUCGCGCUAAGUCACCAUUUGCCAAGUCUGUUAAAGCAUUUGAUGCAUUCUACACACUACGUAGCUUAGAGGAUUCAAUGAUUGACAGAUUUAUGAAAAAGUCGCUGACCUUUAUGUUUGUCCGAGACCCAUAUAGCCGUCUCUUUUCGGCGUACGUUGACAAACUUGUGUCACCGAACUGUGAUUACUGGAAAGGAACAGGUGCGUUUGGAAUACGGUUAUUUCGGAAUAACGCUAAGGAAGUUGAUAAGAAAUGUGGCCAUGAUAUAACAUUUCGUGAGUUUGUGAAAACAGUCAUUUAUUUUGAGGAACAUGAACCGUUUUCGAAAAGAAAUGUCCAUUUCACCCCGACAUUCGAACAUUGUGAUCCAUGUCGCUAUCAAUGGCAUUUGAUAGGGAAGUUGGAAACUUUCACUUCAGAUGUGUUCCAUAUUCUAGAUCGUAUGUCUAGAGCGGAUAUAAAGCGGUCACUUGAGAUAAACUUUAAAGCACAGUAUUUACACUACACAAUACGAGACCAAUGUAACUGGUUAUUUCAUUUCAGAAAGCAUUACAUAACCGAUUGUAAUAUAACAUUUUCAUCAGGCCCAAAAACGACUAUGGAGACAAUUACAGAUCCGUGGUAUCAUCAGAAGACAAUUGAUUUAUCCCAUCUCGGCAGCACAGAGGAAAGUAUAAAGAAACACGAACUAAUCCAGGUGGUGUAUAAUGCAAUGGGAGAUGCGAGUGAUCGUUCAGAAGCAGUACGUAACAGAAAAGAUGCAUUUUUAGAGGCUUAUUCAACAGUAGAUAUGGAUGACUUGAUAAAAUUGAGUAAAAUUUUCCGGGUUGAUUGUGAACUGUUUGGUUAUGACUGUAAGCCUGAUAGACUGUUUGAUAUGAGAAGAACUGUGAGUAAGCAGUCGUUCUUUGCUUGAUCAUCAAUAAUACCAAGGCUUUCUAAACAUUGAACGGUUAUAAAAACAGAAUAAAAGAGUAUUUUACCCAGGUUA